CAGUCCCCGAUUGCCCUUCGUAAUUCGUUAGUAAAUGCUUUGGCUAUUGUUGCUUGAGGCCUUCGGAGCGCUCGAACUGUGGAAAUUGUGAGCAGUGGAUCGAUAACAGGGACUAUUGUCGAGUGGCUUUGAAAUGUCAUUCGUGAAAUGGGGCGUUAUCGAGGGGCACUGGACCACAAUAAUCUCACGAUCACAAAAACAUUGUUAUUAACAUUUUUACAAAAUUCUUCGUGAAGACUAGUUGGAGUUCUAGAGUAGCAGAAGGCUAAAUCAUCCUCAGUCAAGAUGAUCGGCGGCCUCUUCGUGUACAAUCACAAGGGAGAGGUGCUGAUCUCUCGGGUCUACCGAGAUGACAUCGGUAGAAACGCUGUGGAUGCAUUCCGAGUGAAUGUCAUCCACGCUAGACAGCAGGUGAGAUCGCCAGUGACGAAUAUCGCAAGAACAUCGUUCUUCCACAUAAAACGGGCUAAUAUUUGGCUAGCAGCUGUCACCAAGCAGAACGUCAAUGCUGCCAUGGUCUUCGAGUUCUUGCUGAAGAUCAAUGAUGUCAUGCAGUCGUAUUUUGGGAAGAUUUCGGAGGAGAAUAUCAAGAACAACUUUGUGUUGAUUUAUGAAUUGCUUGAUGAGAUCCUGGACUUCGGAUACCCCCAGAAUUGCGACACUGGAGUCCUGAAGACAUUCAUCACCCAGCAAGGAGUGAAAUCAGCGACUAAGGAAGAACAAGCACAAAUAACAUCUCAAGUGACUGGGCAAAUUGGCUGGCGUAGGGAGGGGAUUAAAUAUCGUCGUAACGAGCUCUUCCUGGAUGUUCUGGAGUACGUCAACCUGCUGAUGAGUCCCCAGGGGCAGGUCUUGAGCGCACACGUUGCUGGAAAGGUUGUUAUGAAGUCAUAUCUGUCAGGAAUGCCCGAGUGUAAAUUUGGUAUCAACGACAAGAUCGUAAUGGAAGCUAGGGGAAUGAAGGGCGCAGGGACUCUGGGAGGUGGCGACGAUCCAACUGGCGCCAGAUCUGGUAAACCAGUAGUUGUUAUCGAUGACUGUCAAUUUCACCAGUGUGUCAAGUUAUCGAAAUUCGAAACUGAACAUUCCAUUAGUUUCAUACCACCUGAUGGUGAAUUUGAGUUGAUGAGAUAUCGCACAACGAAGGAUAUAUCACUGCCAUUUCGUCUGAUCCCCCUAGUCCGCGAGGUUGGACGUACAAAAAUGGAAGUAAAAGCAGUACUAAAAUCCAACUUCAAGCCCUCCCUCCUGGGUCAGAAGAUCGAGGUGCGUGUGCCAACGCCCCUGAACACAGCUGGCGUCCAACUGAUCUGCCUGAAGGGCAAAGCCAAGUACAAAGCCUCCGAGAACGCCAUCGUCUGGAAGAUAAAGCGAAUGGCCGGUAUGAAGGAGACUCAGCUGUCAGCUGAAAUCGACCUCCUCGAGACUGACACCAAGAAAAAAUGGACAAGACCACCGAUCUCCAUGAACUUCGAGGUACCCUUUGCCCCGUCUGGCUUCAAAGUGCGUUAUUUGAAGGUCUUUGAAUCGAAACUCAAUUACUCCGAUCACGAUGUCAUUAAAUGGGUCAGGUACAUUGGACGCAGUGGCCUCUACGAGACGAGAUGCUAAUGAAUGAAGUAAUUAUCGAAAUAUUUGCUGUUCGAGGGACGCAUUAAUUGCAGAAAUAUUGAUUUGUUCAGUGAUUUGUUGAUUGAUUAAUUAAUUUAUUGGUUAAUCCAUCGAUUUAAAAUUGAAAUCAAUUGAUCAAUUAUUUUUAAAAACUCGGAAAAGUUGUGCACAAUCUUGAUUUCAAUGUUUUUAAAAAUUAAUUAUGUAUUUAUCUCGUUAAUGAGUAGUUUUGGGGGAAAAUGUCAAAAAAUAUUUUUUGGAGCUGAGAAAAUGUUCUACAAAAAGUUAUUGAUGAUAUUUUCUCCUAAAUCCACUCAUCACCGAGAUAAUUCAACAAACAGAAAACAAUUAAUUUAUCAGAUUAGCUAAAGUUCAUUGAUUUGUCGAUUGAUUAAUUAAUUAUUUAUUUAAUCCAUCGAUUUAAAAUUAAAAUUGAUCAAUUGUUGUU
Molecule: messenger RNA, 2059 nt
Organism: Diachasma alloeum
Lineage: Eukaryota; Metazoa; Arthropoda; Insecta; Hymenoptera; Braconidae
Gene: AP-2mu
Product: AP-2 complex subunit mu
Exons: 5
Coding region: 286-1611 (441 amino acids)
Biological process (GO): intracellular protein transport; clathrin-dependent endocytosis
Cellular component (GO): cytoplasmic vesicle; AP-2 adaptor complex
Molecular function (GO): clathrin-cargo adaptor activity
Source: RefSeq, a predicted model, not a curated record